AAACAUUAAAAUUAGAAAAAAAUGGCAGAAAAGGCCGUAUAUGGUCCAGAAAAUUGUAAAAUACAAAUUAAUAAAUGGCGAGUAAAAGAAGGAUAUCAUGUUAAUUUAGGUCAGGUUAUAUUAUCUUAUACAGAAUGUGAUACAAAUGAUAAAGAAGUUAAAAAAUUGAAAGCAAAUAGAAAUGGUAUUGUAAAAAAGCGCCUUGCCAAAGAGGGUGAUACGCUUGAAGGAAGAGCUGCUUUGCUUGAGUUGUCAGAGUGUGCACACACAACAGUUAUCAAAGAUAUGUGUGCGGAUUGUGGCGCGGAUCUCCGCCAAAACGAUAAUGGAAAUCAGUCCGAAGCGUCUGUGUCUAUGAUACAUUCUAUGCCAGAUCUCAAAGUUUCAAAUAAGUUAGCACAAAAAUUAGGACAAGCUGAUACCAAAAGAUUAUUAGAGGAUAAAAAGCUUGUAUUAUUGGUUGAUCUUGAUCAAACCAUAAUACACACAACAAAUGAUGCAGUUCCAAAUAACAUAAAAGGCAUUUACCAUUUCCAAUUGUAUGGUCCGCAUUCUCCGUGGUAUCACACUAGAUUAAGACCUGGUACCCAAAGUUUUUUAACAAGUAUUUCCGCAUUUUAUGAACUACACAUUUGUACAUUUGGUGCUAGAAAUUAUGCCCAUACUAUUGCGCAAUUUUUAGAUCCCGAUGGGAAAUUUUUUUCUCAUCGUAUUUUGUCAAGAGAUGAAUGCUUCAAUAUAAACAGUAAAACAGAUAAUUUGAAGUCGCUCUUUCCUUGUGGAGAUUCUAUGGUUUGCAUAAUAGACGAUAGGGAAGAUGUUUGGAACAUGGCUCCUAAUUUAAUUCAAGUAAAGCCAUAUCACUUUUUUCAACACACUGGUGAUAUCAAUGCACCACCAGGUUUAGAAAAGCACGAAUUAGAUGGUAAAGGUGUUGAUUUUGAAGAUUUAAAUAAACUAUGCGAAAAUAGUUCUGAUAAUGGAAGUGUUGAAAAUGUUCAAACAAAAGACAAAAAUUCUCAAAGUGAUUACUCAAAUAGCACUGUUAACAAUGAAACAAAUUUGAUAGAAGGUUGUUCUUCAAAUUCUGAUGUUGAAAAUAAAAAUGAGAAUAGUGAUUUAGAAAAUGUAGAUACAAAUGAGCUUAAUAGACCGAAUUUUGAUUGUAGUUUGAAAAGCAAUAGUAAUGAGCAAAAUGCAGAGAUAUCUACUGAAAAUAAAGUAAUUGUGGACAAAAGUGAUUUUAAAGAAAUACAGGACCCAGAUGAUUACCUUUUAUAUUUGGAGUCAAUUUUAAAAUCAAUUCACACAAGGUUUUAUGAAAUAUAUGACAAAACAAAAGAGAUUCCAGAUUUGAAAGUUUUAAUUCCAAAAAUACGUGCUGAAGUUCUUAAGGGUCUUAAUUUAGUAUUUUCUGGUUUAGUACCUACCAACAUGAAGUUAGAGCAAAGUAGAUCUUAUUUAAUAGCCAAAAGUCUUGGAGCUAAUGUAUCUCAACAAAUUGUAAAUGAUACUACGCACCUGGUAGCUGUGACUACUGGAACUUUUAAAGUUAGUGCAGCAAGAAAACGUCGGGAAAUUAAAAUUGUUAAUCCAGAUUGGUUAUGGUGUUGUGCAGAGAGAUGGGAAUGUGUAAAUGAAAAAUUAUUUCCUUUAGAUACUAGUAAGCAACCAAGUAAACAGCGCCAGCCACCGGCUCAUUGUCACAGUCCUGAGCACGUUGUUAAUUAUAGUGAAAAAUCCGAAAUCUCCUCCGAACAGUUAGAACCUGAAGAAGAAGCAGAAAAAUUUGUAGACACAAUAAAUCCAUUGUUAAGUUUUUCGAAUGACGAUUUAGCUGAUAUGAAUAAAGAAUUUGAUCAAUUUUUUGAAUCCGACUCUUCAAGCGAUGACGAACCCGUGGAUAUUGAAAAUCCCCCCAUUGGCAAGAGUUUGCGGAAACGCAAGAGGGAAGCAGAUAAUGAGAUUCGACAAAAUGAAUUCUUCAACCGAAGCGAUAAGCAAGAAUUUAGCAUAAAUGAAGAAAACAUGAAUAGUUCUGAUGAUGACGAAGACCCUGUCACUAAGUUUCGUCGAGGUGAAGAUGUAACGGAGGACUUAGAUCUAGGUUCUGAUUCAAAUAGUGAAGGGAGUGAACAACAAGUUGAUGAAGAAGACGAUGGCGAGUGGAACAUGAUGGGAGCAGCACUUGAAAGAGAGUUUCUAGGUUUAGAAGAUUGAAAAUAAAAAUUUAUCAGCCCCGCAAUCAUAUUUCACAACAAUUUUUAAAAUUUUAAGCAAUAAGAUCUUGUUUUUUAUAUAUAUUUUGAUUGUUGUUAAUGUUGGGCGUUUUUGAAAAUGCAUUUUUAUUUGUAAAUUUAUGAAUAAAUUAAAUUUUUUUGUUAAGAUUUGUUUAAAACGUAAAUUUUUUUAUAAUUUAUUAAAUACGACUUUAAUUAAAGAAUUAACAUAAAAAUUAAGCUUCAUAUAGGUAUCAUUAAAUAUAUUUGGCACUUCAUUGUAAUUUAAA
Messenger RNA from Condylostylus longicornis, 2509 nucleotides. RefSeq names its product RNA polymerase II subunit A C-terminal domain phosphatase (gene Fcp1). Gene Ontology annotation, molecular function: RNA polymerase II CTD heptapeptide repeat phosphatase activity. Gene Ontology annotation, cellular component: nucleus. Bases 22 to 2220 code for a protein of 732 amino acids. The record is from RefSeq and is a predicted model, not a curated record. The transcript is spliced from 7 exons. Lineage: Eukaryota; Metazoa; Arthropoda; Insecta; Diptera; Dolichopodidae.